Molecule: messenger RNA, 2258 nt
Organism: Xyrauchen texanus (razorback sucker)
Lineage: Eukaryota; Metazoa; Chordata; Actinopteri; Cypriniformes; Catostomidae
Gene: ch25hl3
Product: cholesterol 25-hydroxylase like 3
Exons: 2
Coding region: 126-932 (268 amino acids)
Biological process (GO): sterol biosynthetic process; cholesterol metabolic process
Molecular function (GO): steroid hydroxylase activity; C-4 methylsterol oxidase activity; iron ion binding
Source: RefSeq, a predicted model, not a curated record
AGAGCUAAACCAUCCAGACGAGUUUCAUAACCGUACAGGAGAGGGUAGUUCUCACGUUCUGGACAGGAGGAUAUCAUAACUAGGGAGUGUUGCGGAUAUAUGAAAACAUCUGUUGAUAAUUCAAAAUGAUUAUUUUGGCCUUACUGAUGUUCGGGGACGAUACAUUACCGCAGCUGAUUUGGGAUUUAAUGUAUAAGGAACAUCAUGUUCUCCUCAUUUCACCUCACUGGACCGUGUGCGCUGCCUUUUUCACUCACCUCAUCUUCUCUACUCCUUUCAUGCUUCUGGAUCUCCUCAGCCCUCGUGCGCAAUGGAUUCAAAAGUACAGAAUGCACGGGGAAGUCGUUUCUCUGCAUCAAUGGCUUCGAUGUGCUUGUCGCAUUUUCUGGAAAUACAUGGUCGGUGUUUUACCGUUGACUGUUUUUUUUCUGUUCAUACGACGCUCUCAGUUCCCAGAGAGGGCACCAUCAUCAUUUCUCGCAUUGUCGGAAUGCAUCUGCUGUAUGCUAAUGUUUGAUACGUUAUUCUUCAUGUUCCAUUACACCAUUCACAAGUUUUCAUGGCUGUUCCACAAUGUCCACCGCAUUCACCAUCUGAACAGGGACACUUUUGCUUUGGCAGCCCAAGACUCCAGUAUUUCUGAACUGCUCUUUCUCCAAGCCCUUGCAUUUAUCAGUGUCAUGCUGUUGGGCUGCCAUCCAUUAAGCGAAAUCCUUUUCCAUCUGGUUAACACAUGGAUGGCUGUGGAGGACCACUGUGGAUAUGACUUUCCUUGGGCACUGCAUCGGCUGCUACCAUGCUUUGGUGGGGCUCCAUACCACUUGGCCCACCAUCAGCAGCUUAAAGGGAAUUUUGCUCCUUAUUUCAGACACUGGGAUUGCAUCUUUGGAACUUCACUGCACAUUCAAAGAAAUAAAGGCAAAAAGCUGUAGGGUGAAUUAACCCUACUGUAUGUUAAGUGGCCUUACAAUAUAACACUUAUAAAUCUUUACCAAUUGUCUUAUUAAAUUUCCCAGGGGCAUCAAGUAAACCCAGGAACAUUGUUCAUUCUGUUUAUAAUGAUCUGAAAGUUUGAGGUUGGAUGCUUAGACUCUAGCAAAGCCUCAAUUUGUAUUCAACAUCUGCUGUAUUUUAAUAGAGAACAACUUAAUGUUUUUGUUAAGCAUUAUAUCUGAACCAAGACUUGGAUGCAGGGUAUUCGCCAGAUGCUAAUUGUAUAACUUUUAAUGUUAUUAAUCAAGUUUUACUCCCUAGUUUACAUUUAUGUAUUUGGCAGACUCUCUCGUCCAAAGCGACUUACAGUGCACUUAUUACAGGGACAAUCCCCCCAGAGCAACCUGGAGUUAAGUGCCUUGCUCAAGGACACAAUGGUGGUGGCUGUGGGGAUUGAACCAGCAACCUUAUGAUAUGUUUACCAGUUAUGUGCUUUAGCCCACUACGCCACCACUACCACUCCAAUUAUUUUGAUAUCGGUUAAACACACACACACACACACACACACACACACACACACACACACACACACACACACACACACACACACACACACACACACACACACAUCUCUUUUAUAUGACAGUGCUGACAUAAUUACAGUAUUACAGCAUUAAAAUUGUGAUCAAAUAUGCUUUCAAACAGGUUUCUUGAACACUUCCUCUGUCUGCCUGCUCAACUCCCACCAUUGGUUAAGUCGGUGUGACUGUUUCAGGCUGGUUGGUGGGGCAAAUCAACUUACAAAUGAAUUACUUAUAGUUGUCUCUGCAUAUUAAUUUGGGAUAGGAGGCAGUAUUUAAUGUUUUACAAAAUAUAAAUAUGACCUUUAUAUUUUCUACAGCACUAUUUUAAAUGCAGGAGGUUGCCUUCUAUACACAAUCAGAAAGCAAUAUGGAAAUUGUAUAUACUGUAUGUACAGUGCUUUAAAUCAUAUACAAAUAUUCACUGAAGGUGGUGGGGCUACCCCUGUCUCUUCGACCUAUUGAUGAGUUGAAUAAAUUCACUAACAAUUGUUUUACUUAAAAGAUAAUCAUUGACAUCUUAACCAUAAGCAUUUGUUAUAAUUAUGAAUGUUACCAUUCAUAUUGUAUAUUUCAUCACUGAGGGGUGACUGAUGGUCUGAUUUAUGUCAGGAAUGCAGUAACAGUGCUUCCCGGCUGCCAUAGAGCAAAUGCACAAAUGAGUUGUAAUAAAUUACUUGAUCGUUGGUUUAAGUUUUAUGUCAUUAAUGUAACAUGUAUUUACUGACACAAAUGGAUUCUUAG